GAAGGGAUAUACCAUCUGUCUCUGGGAGCGUUCAAGAGUUAGUACGGGGCAGGGGCAGGGCAAUGGCGUUUGCUAUCUCCAACCCAACCUGCAUUUCUUCUUCCAUUUCACCUCUACUUAAAACGGCGAGAGCAGGGACAAAUUCAUGGCGUCUCAACCCCAAUUUAAAGUGUCAGUGUCAAGUUGUUUCCCGGUUCGAAAGCGAGGGUGGUGGUCGCCGUGUUUGGCGCCGGAGAAAAUUGACAAAGAAGGAUGAGAUGUUGCAGUACAAGUUGGAGCGAAUCCCUUUCCUGGAGGAGCAGGUUAGGAAGAUAAGGGAAGGAGGAAAGCUCUUGACAAUGGACAUCGAGCGACUGUUGCUAUCGGAGGACAACAGGUUUGAUUUUGUGAAUGAUGUAGCAGCUGAGGCCAAAGAUUAUAUUGAGAGUAAUCGGGAUGAAUAUGGAGGUACUAAAAAAGCUAUACUUCAUGUGCUCAGUAACCGUGUCAAUGAUUCUGGCUUCUAUCGUCCAGAUGCAUAUGCUGAAUCUGACCCUUUCAAGCCUGGACCUACUUAUUUGAAGGAAGAAUUUACGUAAGUUUUGUAUGUUAGUGUCCAUUGUAUUCAAGAUUUUCUUCCUUGUAAUUUCAUUCCCUCGGAUUUAAUGCAGUGGUAGUUCUUUGGAAAGAAUUAGUGGUUGAUUGAAUAAAUAUAAUGUAAUCUUUUGUAGUAAUUCCUAAUUCUUUUUGUAAUUUAAAAAUAAUUGGAGAGGGUCAAUGUUAAAUCUGGUUAUAGUAUUUCACU
This is a messenger RNA of Theobroma cacao (cacao), 784 nucleotides long. It is a transcript of the gene PTAC7, whose product is annotated as plastid transcriptionally active7. Gene Ontology annotation, cellular component: plastid-encoded plastid RNA polymerase complex. NCBI's taxonomy places the organism in Eukaryota, Viridiplantae, Streptophyta, Magnoliopsida, Malvales, Malvaceae. The record is from RefSeq and is a predicted model, not a curated record. Gene Ontology annotation, biological process: plastid transcription.